AUGCCAUUACGGGUAUCUGUAGUUAGACAGAAGCUACACGCGUCGUAUGAAAAAUGUUCUCUCAUAUCUCUUUACUCCUUUGACCCUUCCUUUCCUUUUCCUUCCACCCCCUCCUUUUCCUCCCUUCCCUCCCUUUCCACCCUUUUCCUUCCUUCCAUUUCUCCCUUUUCCUUCCUUCCCUCACAUCCCUCCCUUUUCCUUCCUCCGAUUUCUCCAUUUUUCUCCCUUCCUUCCCUUUCCACCUUUUCCUUCCUCCGAUUUCUCCCUUUUUCUCCCUUCCCUCCCUUUCCACCCUUUUCCUUCCUCCGAUUUCUCCCUUUUCCUUCCUUCCUUCCCUUCCUAUGCCAUCCCGCCUUACUUUCCUACGUUUUCCUUCCUUUCCUCCCAUUUCCUUCCUGCCUUCCCUCUCUUUUCCUUCUUUCCUUCCCUCCCUUUUUUCCUUCCCUCCUUUUUUCUUUUUUCUUUCCUCCCUUUUCUUUCCUUCCCUUCCUUUUCCUUCUUUCCUUUAUUCCCUUUUUUCUUCUUUCCCUCCUUUUCCUCCUUUUUCCUUCAUUCCUUUCCUCCUCUUUUCUUCCUUUCCUUUUCCUUUCCUCCUUUUUCCUUCCUUCCCCUCCCUUUUUCCCUCCUUUUUUUUUUCCCUCCUUUUUCCUUCCUUCCUUUUUUUCCUUCUUUUUUUUUUUGCUUUCCCCUUUUUCUCUUUUUUUUCUUUCCUCCAUUUUUCUUCCUUCCCUAGCUUUUCCUUCUUUCCUUCCCUCCUUUUUUCCUUCCCUCCUUUUUUUCCUUCCCUCCUUUUUUCUUUUUUCUUUCCUCCAUUUUUCUUCCUUCUCUCGCUUUUCGUUCUUUCCUUUCCUCCCUUUUUCUUCUUUCCCUCCCUUUCCUCCUUUAUCCUUCAUUCCUUUCCUCCUCUUUUCUUCCUUUCCUUUUCCUUUUUAUUUUCCUCCCUCUUCCUUCCUUUUCAUUUCUUUUUUUUAA
This is a messenger RNA of Acanthosepion pharaonis, 972 nucleotides long. The record is from the annotation of a GenBank genome assembly. Lineage: Eukaryota; Metazoa; Mollusca; Cephalopoda; Sepiida; Sepiidae.